Messenger RNA from Vittaforma corneae ATCC 50505, 495 nucleotides. RefSeq lists its product as uncharacterized. The record is from RefSeq and is a predicted model, not a curated record. The transcript has a single exon. The coding region runs from base 1 to 495 and encodes 164 amino acids. NCBI's taxonomy places the organism in Eukaryota, Fungi, Microsporidia, Nosematidae.
AUGUUUUUAAAAAAUUUUUUUGGAGAAGCUUUGGAAGUUGCCAGCAACGAAUCUUUGGAAAAUGCGGUAGAAGACAAGUAUGGUCUUCCAAAGUCCCAUCAACGAAUUUUCGAGAUUAAUGGCCAGGUGUUUGUUUCUCUUGAUCCUUUCAAAAAUGAAAGUGAUAAAUUGAAAUUAACUGAGCACCAACAUCAACAAAAUGAAGAAUCCAAAACCGAAGUGGUUUAUGAAGUUCCAGAUGAUUUAAAAGAGUUAGGAGUAGAACAACAAGAUUACCAGUGCUUGUACGAGUUGUAUCAUGACAACAACAUUGUAAGAGAAAAGCUUCUUCCAUUUACCUUCAACUCUUUUCACAGUAGAGUUGUAUUUAAUAAUAUUGAUAAAUCAAAAUUAAGCAGUGUUGAUCAAUACAUUGAAAGUAUGACUGAUAUUGAGAAGGAAUUUAUUUUGAAAAGCGUCGAGCAUUACAUUGAUUCAUUUAUCAAUUUCAGCUAG